ACUUUCUUCUUGCUUUUCCCAGGGGACAAAUCCUUCUUUAUAAGAAAAUCAGGAUUCUCUUGCGAGAUUUUGCUUCACCGUGCAGUCUAGUAUCGAUACUUUGCCUGAAUUUCAGCUUAAAGAGCAUGUUCAAAUUUCGUUAUUCAAGAUUCGUGUGAUCCAAGAGUAAAUAUGAAGAAGGAAGAAGUUAAUCUUUUCCUUGAUCUAGCCAUUCAAGAUAAGAAUUCCUUCAUUAUACAUUCACAAGUUGUACAAGGCAAGGUAUUCCCUACCCUCCUUGCAUCGCAGCCAUUAAAAGGACCAUCCAAGAACAGUUUCAUGGCUUCACCAUCAAAUUAUCUAAAAACCAUCAAGAGAUAGCAGUUUUUAUAGUAAUUCUACCGUGCAGUUUCAAGAUGCAGGGACUAAUCCGAGGGGUAAGAUCUUGCUGGGAAACGGUCAGGCCCGCAAUUAUAGAGCAGUCUCGGGGGAGAAUCGCUGUAGAGAGGAAGAGCGUGUUCUCGCGUUUUGGAUGUGCCACCUCUGAGUCCCAGCAAGAGAAGGGUUUGGAGAACGUAACGGUAGCAGAGAUACUCAUGACCAAAGGUGAAGAACAAGUUGGGUCUUGGCUCUGGUGCCGCAUCAACGACACUGUUGAUGAUGCCAUGAAGAAUGUAGGUAUCUACAACAUUUUAGGAAGCAGAAUGAACACCCGUUUCAUUCACUUUGAAUGUGUUUCAGAAUUCAGACAACAUCAGCUAUUAAAAGAAAACGAAAUAUUAUCCUGCAGAUGGCAGAACAUAAUAUCGGGUCAUUGGUGGUACUAAAGCCAGGGGAGCAACAACAUAUUGCAGGAAUCAUCACAGAGAGAGAUUAUCUGAGGAAGAUCAUUGGGCAGGGAAGAUCUAAAUACACGAGAGUUGGGGAAAUCAUGACUGAUGAGAACAAGUUAAUUACAGUGACAUCUGACACGAACAUUCUUCGAGCAAUGCAACUUAUGACAGACAAUCACAUACGGCAUGUUCCUGUCAUUAAUGGGAAAAUAGUGGGCAUGAUUUCGAUUGUAGAUGUUGUCCGGGCAGUUGUGGAACAACAAACUGGGGAACUAAAGCGAUUGAAUGAUUUCAUCAAAGGAAAAUACUAUUAGACUGUAUAAAAGAACAACUUCAUGUCGACUAAGGAAAGCUAUUGAAACUAUACACAACAGGGCUAAAAUGUAACACGCAACAGCUAAGAAAAUUGAUUGAAUAAAAGCUGAUUUUCAAC
Messenger RNA from Rubroshorea leprosula, 1245 nucleotides. NCBI's taxonomy places the organism in Eukaryota, Viridiplantae, Streptophyta, Magnoliopsida, Malvales, Dipterocarpaceae. The record is from the annotation of a GenBank genome assembly.